CUCAGCGGGCACCAUGAGCUCAUGAUGGGCUUGUCGCCGCCGUCGCCGCACCUGCCGCCCAACCUCCCGCCGCCGCCGCCGCCGGCGCUGGCUCAUAACAUUCAGCACUCGCCGCCGUCUUGGCUGUACGCGCAUGCACAGCGCCAUGGCAUGACCGCGCUGCCGUACCUGUACGACAUCAAAGACGGGUCGUUAUGGGGCCACAGCCCCUCCGCCUCAAACGUGCUCAGCCCCUCGCACUCCCUUGGAUCGUCGGCUGGACAGGCGCAGUACGGCAACAGGUCGAUACCUCCUGUACCCGUGCUGGGACCAAUCGCAGCUGGUUCCGGAGCCAGUGGCGCCGGCCACUCUGGGGGAAUGCAAGCUGGCGGCGGCGGCAGCGGCCACUCUGGCGGGUCGUCGUCUCAGCGCGAAGGCGCCGCCGCGUCGGUUCUUCUUCCGCAUAUGCCCUUCGGGGCCGCAGGGCCACAAGCACAUGGCCACUUGCGAGACCCGCAUGUGGUAAACCUGGAGUACACGCGUGCAAUGGUGGCAGGCAUGGCGGCAGCAGCUCAUGGAGGCGCGGGUCUGCAUGACGUCUCCGCCGGCGUCAGUGGCGGCGGCGGCGGCGCCGUCGGCAGUGCUGGCGUAAGCUGCGGCGGCGGCGCCGGCGGGUCAGUGCUGUCCGACCAGGCUAGCGGGAUACUUCACAUGGACGAUCAGCUGAUGUUCGACGUCGACGGCGGCCCGGGCUCCGUGACGUCCUCCACGUCGCAAUCACGAUUGUCGUACAGCGGGAUGACCUCCGUCAGCGGACCCAGCGGCGUGCCCAGCGCGACGGCCUUUGCUCUUGCGAUACCGCCGCCGCCAGCGAAUCCAGCCUCUGCUGCGUCAGGAAUUCCUCCCGUUGUCAUACAAGAAGCCGCUACGAUGGGGGCGUCCUCGUCGUCGCGUCGGCCGACGGAGGACGGCAGCAAGGCUCCGGCGGUUUGUUGGCAGCCGGACGCCAUCGCUGCCGCAAAGGCGUCAGCGGAGGCGGGCGUUGCUGCCAACGCCGCUAGCGGAGGCAACCGCAUGCGAGCGGCCGUCCCCGUUGCCGUCGGGCCUGUGGUGCUCUCACCCCCGCUAAACAUCGCCGCCGCCGACGUGGCCCUUCCGCAUCAUCAAGAUCCACAGCAGCAACAGCAACACCUGCACCUGCAGCCUCCCCUGGAGGCUGUUAGCCUGUCGGCGCCGGUAGCUACACCAGUAGCUACUGGCACUGGAUCGGCAGCCGCCACAGCCCCGAUUGCCGCCGCCACCGUCGGCAGCGUUGGAAGCAUUGGCAGCGGCGCUGCGCCGCCGGAGGUCCUACAGCAUCUGACCCCUGCGGCCGUAACGCCCACCUCCGUGUCUUCAUCUGGAUCCACGCCGCUGUCUCACAGCCCGCAGGCGCCCCUUAUGGGCCUGGCGGGGCCGCCGGUUUCAAAAGCGGGCUUGGGCAACAGAGCCAGCGACGCCGCCGGCGUUGACGUCAGCAGUUUACCGCAAGCUGCAGCCGUUGACGGCGGCGUUGCUUCGGUCACGUUUACGGCUGGCGGGGAGCUUGCCACGAUGCCAACCCUGACGAUACCGCUACCGCUGGCGCCGCCACCGCCGCCUCCGCGUGUGGCUGAGCCGACGCCUGGUGCACAUCCGCAAUGGGUGCCGACGGCGGCCGCUGCUGCCGCCGCCAUGCCGCCGCCUGCGCUGAUGUCCUUCGCGCCGCCGCCGCCGCCGCAGCUCGUACGGCUGCCUAACCAACGGUACGACCCUCUCGGUACGGCGGCAGCGGCGCGACGGGGAUCCAACUCCGAAACGGCUUCCGGCUUGCCACCGCCCCCGCCGCCGGCAGCGCCUGCAUCGGCGCCUCCGUUGCCACACAUAUCCCCACAGACCGCCGCUGCCGCGGGAUCUCCCGUCGGGGGGCCAGCGUCCGGCGGCAGCACCACCACCACCACCACCGCCAGCGGCCUUCCUGCUCAGCUGUCGCCUUCCUCGCCGUCCUCUGUCUCCGCCCAGCAGCUCCUAGCUGCUGCUAUGGGCGCGCAGCGACGCGAAGGCGCACCGCUGCUGCAGCCCGGCGGCCUCAUCGCCGUGGCGGGAGGCCACCACUCACCUCCCGCGGUGCCCCUGUUGCCCGUGCCCUCGCUGCGCAUGCGGCCUGUACCCGCCGUGGAGCAGCAACAGCAGCAGCAGCUGCCCCGAUGCCCACCCAGUGAAUCCGCCGUGCCUUCAGCUGACGGCCCACCCACACCAUCUGCCUCAGCUCCCGCUGCGGAAAGCGGCGCGUUGCCGUACGCCACAUCUCUGGAUCUCAGCAAAAGCGGCGGUGCCGUACACCUGCCAGGUGCCCCAGCGGGCGAGGUAGUGGGGCUGAGGGAGGCCGAGGGCUUCGAGACAGAAUUGCCACGCGCUGUGCCGUACCAAGACAUGGCUCCGGGUGCAGGAGCGACAACAGCAGCGGGUGUCACAGAGUUGCACGUCGGGGUUGCCCCAGGUCUUCCCCUGUCCCAGCUGCAGCAACCGGCGUCGGAGUCGGACUCUGAAGUCCCAAUGGUUCACGGCAACGCCUCCUCGCCUUCACCGCAUCCGGACCCGCAGCAACAGACAACGCCUAAGAAGCCCGCUCCCUACCGACCGCCCCACCACCCCCUCCAUCAACCGCAACAGCUCGCAUCGCACGCGUCCCACUCGCAUUGGACGAGCGCCGCGAUUGCGCAGGCCGCUGCUGCCGCUGCCGCUGCCACUGCGCCAGCGGCACCCAGCACCCGCAGCGCCAGCUCUUCAUCCGGUAGCAAGCAACCGGGCGGAUCGCAGGCCGGACCGGCCUCUGACGCAGCCAGCCAGCCUGUGAAGCGGCGCACCUCCAGUGAGCAUACCGUCCAGCAGCCCCCACGGCAGGAUGGCGGCGCUGGCGGCGCCGUCGGAAGCACCCACACGGCUGCGGCGCCAGCUGCUCCUGCCCCCGCUGCUGCUGCCCCUUCGCGUGCUGCAGGGACGGUCACGCCUGCUAGCAGCAGCCCGGGCCCCCGCUCCGCCAACCAGCAGCAGCAGCAGCAGCGACAGCAGGCUCAGCAGCGCCAACAGGAGCCGCAACCCGCCCAGUCUUCCACCGCCGGCGGCAGUUCAGCCAUUCGUAGCGCUUUCAGCAACUCGGCAUCUCCAGCUCCCUCCAACCCAGCAGGCGGCGGCGCCUCCGCUGCCAGCGGCGCCUCUUCACCUUCCGCCGCCACGGCCCUCCGCAGCACCUCUUCCGGCGGCGUCAGCAGCUACCUAGCAGCCGCGAUCAACAGCAUCACGGCCGGUAACGGACCCGCCAGCCCAACGACUAGCGGCGCCCCGGCGCCAGCGGCGACCAGUGCGGAUGCAUCACCACCUGCUGCUGCUGCUGCGGUUGUUGCUGCCGGUACGGCAGGCCGCGGGGCGGCAGGUGGUGGCGGCGGCGGCGGGAGCGCUACAGAGGCUUCUUCGGCGCAUGGGGCUUCAGGGGUGCAUGGAGGUCGGCAUGGGGGAUCCGGGAGGGAGCACCAGCACCACCCGCAGCAGGGAGGCGGUCAUAAGGCCGGCGGCGGACGGCCCGGCUCUAGCCAUGAGACCCGAGGGGACGGGGCUGGGGGCGGCGGCGGCGGCGGCGGUGCAGGUGGGGAGCGUUCUAGGGGCCAGCACCACAACCACCACCACCACCACCACAACCAGCAGCAUCAGCAGUCUUCAACGACGGGUUCGUCUUCCCAGGGCAGUCAGGGUCAUGGCCACGGACACGGCCAUGGGCACGGGCACGGCCGGCACGGCGGCCAUGCGCAGGGUGGUGGUGGUGCUGCUGCGGCGGCGUCCGGUGAGGGGUUGCGCGAGGAGGGAGGUCAGGGUCAGGGGCAUGGAUCUGGACCAGCAGCUGGCGGGCAUGCUCGCUCCCAGCAGACCGGUCGCGGGUCGUCCCAUGGAAAGCACCACAACCACAAUCACAAUCAGCAGCACCAACAGCAGCAGCAGCAGCAGGCGGAGGUCUCGGAUCAGCAGCAGGAGCAGGGUCAGGAGUGGCAACGUGUGUCGGGUCGCCGGGGUGGUGGCGGCGGUGGCGGUGGGGGUAAUUCCUCCAGCACCGGGCACCACCAGCAGCACCACCAGCACCCACACCAGCAUGCGGACGCAGAGGGUCGCUGGCAGUCGCGGGGUAGCGGUGGCGCCGGCAGGGGCUACAACUCACAGCAGCAGCAGCAGCACCAAGGGGGG
Astrephomene gubernaculifera is the source of this 4230-nucleotide messenger RNA. NCBI's taxonomy places the organism in Eukaryota, Viridiplantae, Chlorophyta, Chlorophyceae, Chlamydomonadales, Astrephomenaceae. The record is from the annotation of a GenBank genome assembly.